AUGGAACUGACCAAGGCAGCCACCCUGAAGCCCUACAAGGCUAUAAGGGGACAAAAGAAACAAACCAUUGUUAAAUGGUUGUUACUGGAUCGUUUAGGUAGUCUCGGCGACUGUGAACCGCGACGUGAGUGCUCCUCACUCCCUGACCGCUGCUCGCACUACCCGGCCAGACUGGCAUGCCUGCCUCUCAACGUGUCUCUUAUUAGGGAACUCAGCCUACAAUAUGGCCCGAUGUCAGCACAGGAGUGGCGGCAUUGGCUACAGACCUUCAAGACCUUCAUCGCCGUUCUGCCGCAAGAGAAUCUGAAAAGCUCGGACUUCUCAUCAAUUUUGUGUCGCCAAAGAUUUAUGAAUUUCCGAGUGCACUACCUACGACGACGCCUUAACUGCAUACAAUCUCAGUUUGUGAAGCCAUCUAAUGAAGUGUUCGCGCGCCACCGCCUUGCGGCUCGUCGUCAGGAACCAGCAAUCAGACAGCGCCUUUUGGAAAAUAAGACGCUUGAUCUGGCUACUAUGUAUGACCAGGCAUGGGCUCUCGAUUUGGCGCAGAAAAACUCAGAGUCUUAUGGUGGUGCUCUGUCCUCGCGCGCUGUUGAUGUAGCACAUGAAAAUACAACUAAUGUUAGUGAUUUAGAAUCCGUUCUCGCGGCAAGUGCUACGAAAGCAAAGUGUUUCUUUUGUUGUCUUCUACGGCAUCCAUGUUCAAAGUGCCCUGCUCGUGAUGCGGUGUGUCAUAAGUGCCAGAAGAACGGUCAUUUCUCGAAAUUGUGCCGUAGCUCGAGUGUAAGUGGUUCUGUGACUCCUAACAAUGGUGCUAUGCUUGCCACUAUAACUAGUGCUGCUACUCUUAGCAUCUUGUUGAAAGCAGUUACGAGAGUUUCGAUCAACGGAAUCAGAGCUGAUGUCCUCAUUGACAGUGGUAGUUCAGAGAGUUUCAUUCAUCCAGAUUUAGUUAAACACCACUGA
Messenger RNA from Penaeus vannamei (Pacific white shrimp), 966 nucleotides. The record is from RefSeq and is a predicted model, not a curated record. Lineage: Eukaryota; Metazoa; Arthropoda; Malacostraca; Decapoda; Penaeidae.